Molecule: messenger RNA, 745 nt
Organism: Colletotrichum phormii
Lineage: Eukaryota; Fungi; Ascomycota; Sordariomycetes; Glomerellales; Glomerellaceae
Exons: 1
Source: RefSeq, a predicted model, not a curated record
CCUCGGGUUGAUCGAUGGAUAUCUGCUCCGGUACGGGGUUCCUUUGGCGAUUUGGACCCCAAAGGUUUGUCUCGAGCGGUCUCGUCGUUGUGGGCGGGGAACAGCAAACGGACAAGCCUCAGCAGUUGCAAAAGAUGCUCACCGGUCUGGGAGUAUCCAAUUGCUGGCCAUUGACGUAGUGGCAAACCUUCCGGACCGUAAGCGGCGCACAUGUCGUCUUGGCUGCCAUGGCUGCCGCUCAUUUGGUCUCUGGGAUCCAUAGCGGGGGAACUUCCGACUGAUGUGAGAUAUGAGGUGCAGUCAUCCAAGAAUCGAGAGUUGCAGGCUUGCAGCAGGUCAUGGAAAAAAGAUGACGAGGACGAUUCGGCUCGGGUUGCGAAUGAUCUCGUCUCUACCCGGCCUGCUCCUACCCAACUUUUACGUCGUAACUACGGGGUUCGGGUAGGAACUGUGGGAAAGAGGCAGGUACACAUGCACGGCAAUGACAAAAGGGAAGGAAGAGGGAUAUUCAUCGUCUUAUUUGGGGUUACACAAGGCAACUUGAAAGCAUCAUCUGCUGCAACUGCGGUCUGCAACUGGUUACUGGGAGUGAGGAGAGAGGAGAGAGGCACUGCCCCUAGUAAGGUGAGGUAGGAAGGUAUCAAAGUGGACUUGCUUAUACAGUAAGGUGCAUGAUGACCCUGUAUGACAGGGUACCUCUACCUGCCUUUCCGUCUUUUGGAAUGGAGACGAACGACUCUGUUCU